Messenger RNA from Striga hermonthica, 1608 nucleotides. The record is from the annotation of a GenBank genome assembly. Lineage: Eukaryota; Viridiplantae; Streptophyta; Magnoliopsida; Lamiales; Orobanchaceae.
AUGGACUUGAUGAAGGUGUUCGAUCAAACCGUCCGUGAAAUAAAGAGGGAGGUGAACUUGAAGGUGCUGAAGGUGCCGGAGAUCGAACAAAAGGUUUUGGACGCUACGGAUGAUGAACCAUGGGGCCCUCACGGUACAGUAUUGGCGGAGAUUGCACAGGCCACAAAGAAAUUCACUGAAUGCCAGAUGAUUAUGAAUGUCCUAUGGACAAGAUUGACUGAGACGGGCAAGAACUGGCGUUUUGUCUACAAGUCAUUGACUGUUGUAGAGUACCUGGUGGCACAUGGAUCAGAACGUGCUGUUGACGACAUUAUAGAACAUACUUUUCAGAUAUCAUCUCUGGCAAGUUUUGAAUAUGUUGAGCCAAGUGGGAAGGAUAUGGGAAUUAAUGUGAGAAAAAAAGCUGAGACCAUUGUGGCUCUUCUAAACAACAAGGACAAAAUACAAGAAGUACGAAACAAAGCUGCCGCCAAUCGUGAAAAAUAUGUUGGACUUUCCUCGUCUGGAAUAACGUACAAGUCAGGGGCUGCCUCAUUUUCUAGUACUGGCUUUAAAAGUAAUGAUCGAUAUGGAGGAUUUGGCAAUAGGACAGACAGUGAAACUUUUAGAGAUAGUUAUAAUGAUGCUGAUCAAUAUGGUGAUGAUAAAUAUGAGAAGUCUACUAAGUCAAAGAAAGAAUCUUCUCACCAGAGCAGCAGUGGUCAAAGCUCUUCAGCUACUGGUAAGACUAGCAAGUCAGAUAAGUAUGAUGCACCGUCAGAAAAAUAUGAUGAAGAUUUUGAUGAUUUUGAUCCCAGGGGGACUUCAAGCGCCAAAGCACUUUCUGGGAGUCAGCCAGUGGAUCUUUUUGGGCAAGAUUUUGUUUGCGACCUCUUGGGUGAACCAGUUGGUGUUCCAACAGAUAAAUCCACUGCCUUAGACAGUGAUCCAUCGGAGGUUGAUUUAUUCGCUGAUGCUACUUUUGUGUCGGCAACACCCCUCCCGUCCGUAGCCAAAACUCCCGAGCCUCAGAUAAAUGUUGAUUUGUUUUCUGCUCAUCCAACCCCUUCUGUUGUUCCUACAACAAUGGAUUUUUUCUCGGCACCCCAUCCGCCUUCCGACCUUGACAACAAAGCCUCGAUCUCUGAGGUGACUAAUAAUGUUGAUCCAUUUGCCAAUGUUCCACUCAACAGCUUUGAUGGAUCCGAUGCAUUUGGAGCCUUUACUUCUCAUACGGAUCCUUCAUCAGCAACUGCAGUGGAUUCAAAUUCUUCUACCAAUGUAAGCGAUGGAAACUUGAAGGACUCUUCAACUGAAACCAAGGCCCCACCCAAGAGCGGUUUUCAAGUCAAAUCUGGAAUAUGGGCGGAUUCUUUGAGCCGUGGACUGAUUGACCUUAAUAUAACUGCACCAAAGAAGGUUAACCUAGCAGAUGUAGGUAUCGUUGGCGGACUGACUGAUGGGUCAGACGAGAAAGACAAGGGACCUUUGCCUUCGUUUUACACAGGAAAUAACAGUAUGGGUAUUGGGUCUGGAAUUGGUAAGUCAGGUUUCACAUCAACAACGAACGACGACUUCUUUUCAAACCUAAGCAGCUCACAAUACCAAUAUGGAAGCUUUCAGAAGUAA